This is a messenger RNA of Fragaria vesca subsp. vesca, 1246 nucleotides long. Its product is annotated as E3 ubiquitin-protein ligase MARCH2-like. Gene Ontology annotation, cellular component: membrane. The coding region runs from base 98 to 976 and encodes 292 amino acids. Gene Ontology annotation, biological process: protein ubiquitination. Lineage: Eukaryota; Viridiplantae; Streptophyta; Magnoliopsida; Rosales; Rosaceae. The transcript has 8 exons. The record is from RefSeq and is a predicted model, not a curated record. Gene Ontology annotation, molecular function: zinc ion binding; ubiquitin-protein transferase activity.
AAGAAGAAGAAGAAGACGACGACUUUUCCAGAAGAGAGAAAACAAAUUUCCAAGCUCAAAGUCUAGGUCUUUUCCAGGAGUUUUUGUUUGAGAGAGAAUGAGUGAUCACCUGGUGUUGUGUGUUGACCACUUCACGAAACCUGACAGUUUGCAAGCACCGAAAGGGACUGAGACUCCAGGAUCUUCUCUGGAGGCCUCGUCGUCAUCAUCGUCCCAAUCGGCUGAGAUACCGAGUUGUGCAAUUGAUAUUAAGGGAGCAGGGGAGAAUGCUGUAUCUGAAGAAGAGGAGCCGCUGAUUCAGACUGUUGAAUGUCGCAUUUGCCAGGAAGAGGAUGGUGUUAGUAAUCUGGAGGUCCCCUGUGCUUGCAGUGGCAGCUUAAAAUAUGCUCAUAGAAAAUGUGUUCAGAGGUGGUGCAAUGAGAAGGGAGAUAUCAUUUGUGAAAUUUGUCAUCAGCCUUACCAACCUGGUUAUACUGCCCCAUCACCUCCUCCUCAGUCUGAAGACACUACUAUUGACAUCAGUGAGGCCUGGACAAUCUCUGGUACCCCCUUGGAUUUACGUGAUCCUCGACUACUGGCAAUGGCAGCGGCAGAACGUCACUUUCUUGAAUCUGAAUAUGAUGAGUAUGCUGAUACAAGUGCUAAUGGAGCAGCUUUUUGCCGCUCUGCUGCUCUAAUUUUAAUGGCUCUUCUACUCUUAAGGCAUGCUUUGACUCUUCCCAAUGGUGACGGGGAUGAUGAUGAUGCUUCUACAUUUUUCUCUCUUUUCUUACUCCGAGCUGCUGGUUUUCUUCUUCCCUGCUACAUUAUGGCCUGGGCCAUCAGUAUAUUACAACGUCGAAGGCAAAGACAGGAAGCAGCAGCACUUGCAGCAACUGAGGUUGCAUUUAUGCUGCAGGCAGGGCAACGUCGUGGAUUGCAGUUCACAAUAGCUUCAGGACCUGCUGUGACUCCCCAUCAGGAGCCAAUUCAAUAAUAUCAGUGCUCCACAAUUCUGGCGAUCUUCUUUGUUUGCGAAGAGAAUGGGAACUGAGAUUUGAGCAUAUUGUUUUUUAUGCUUAGUAGCAGUAAAGAUAAAAAUCUUUAACGAGUGUCUGUAUCCGUAAUCACAUUUUUUAAUACAGCUCACUUUCUUUCGAUAAAUGUUAUAUUCCAAUGCUAUGUAUAUAAUUUGGUUCUCAAGUAAACUACACUUGAUUCAAAAAGUGUAUUUUUCACAUAUUAUAAAACUAUCUUGGAUUUCAUG